AUGGAGCAGUUCCAGGACGGCCACCACGUGCGGCUGCGGAGCCGCGUGCACGGCACGUACCUGCACGCCAACGAGGACGGGCAUGGCGUCUCCCUCCACCACUGCCGGGCGUCUAUGAACGCGGCUUGGGCGGUGCACCUGUACCAGGGCGAUGCCGAUGACGAUGCCCAGGCCCAGCACGUGCUUCUCCACAGCGCCGCCUACGGCCGCUACCUCGCCGCCACGAACGCGCCGGCGCCGCUAGGCCACCGCGGGCGCCGCGUCGAGCAGCGCAACUACGAUGAUCAAGAGGAGGAGGCCAUCAGGUGGCAGGCCGUCGGGGCCGACUCCGGGAACGACGUCCUGCUCCGCAACGUCGUCGGCCGCAACCUCCGCGACGGCGCCCGGCGCCACCUCCGCGCCAACGGCAGGUACAUCCGCACCGGCGUCAGCGUCGACGUCUUCGACAACUUCAGCACGAAGAUGCUCUGGGCGGUGGAGCCCAUCCCCGCCAGGGACGGCAUGCCUCCCCUUCGACGUCCGAUUUGUCUUCCCUUCCCCGGAAGACUCACCACCCUGUUGGAGCCGCGGCUGAUCGUGUACGUGCGGGCGGGCGCCGACGGGACCCGCAUCAGCCACGGCGCGUUCGUGUUCAGGGGGAAGUCCGUGUUCCACCUGAGGAAAAAGCUAGCCCGCCGGCUGGAGGCUCUCAUGGACGUCUCCAACCUCGCCAUGUGCGUCGAAGCCGGUACUUUCGGGCGUCUUACCCCGCUCGUCGUCGAUCUGCCCCGCAGCCGCCACAUCGUCGGAACUGUCCAUGUCCAGGAACUCCACAUCGUCGUCUUUGCGGGCGGGACGCCAGCACGUCACGCGUCAUCUUUACGGCCGCACGGGCCCGUCGCCAGCAGCAGCCACCUCGCCACGCGAGCAGCAACAGCAGUCAAGCGUCAUGGGUGCGGGGGAGAGGAGGGGCAGUGGGAGGAGGACCAGGUGGAUGCCGCGGCAAAGGAGUUCGAGCGGCAGCAGAAGGAGGAGGUGAAUUGCAAGGUCGCCUCCCAGAAGGCGUCCCCCGUCAUCCUCUCAUGCAAGGCCACCAAGGUCGUCCUCGAUAAGCGCGAGCUUGGCAAGGGCAUCGUCCGCCUCCUCCCUUGCAUCAUCCUCGAGGCCCUCCACGACUUCGUCGCCUCGCUCCGCUAG
This is a messenger RNA of Hordeum vulgare subsp. vulgare (domesticated barley), 1176 nucleotides long. RefSeq lists its product as uncharacterized. The record is from RefSeq and is a predicted model, not a curated record. Lineage: Eukaryota; Viridiplantae; Streptophyta; Magnoliopsida; Poales; Poaceae. The coding region runs from base 1 to 1176 and encodes 391 amino acids. The transcript has 3 exons.